AAUUACAAAACGCGGUUUUUGAGACCAGUACAGUUGGAGCUAGGGAGAGAGGGGGAGAAAUAGAGACGGGAACUUCAGGAGAGGCUUGGAGGCCUUGGACGUACUUUUUACUCCAUGUAUAGGAUUUUCAUUGUGGAUUGACAUUGGAGGAGAAGAUUUCCGGAGCUAUGGGGACGUCCCGCCAGGCCUUCCUGGUCUUCGGCUGUCUCCUCACAGGGCCGAGCCUAAUCCUCUGCCAGCUCUCAUUACCCUCUAUCCUUCCAAAUGAAAAUGAAAAGGUUGUGCAGCUGAAUUCAUCCUUUUCUCUGAGAUGCUUUGGGGAGAGUGAAGUGAGCUGGCAGUACCCCAUGUCUGUAGAAGAGGACCCCAAAGUGGAAAUCAGAAAUGAAGAGAACAACAGUGGCCUUUUUGUGACAGUGCUGGAAGUGGUCGGGGCCUCGGCAGCCCACACUGGAUUGUACACUUGCUAUUACAACCACACGCAGACAGAAGAAAAUGAAGUUGAGGGAAGGGGUAUUUAUAUCUAUGUGCCCGACCCAGAUGUGGCUUUCGUGCCCCUAGGGAUGACAGAUUAUUUAAUCAUCGUGGAGGAAGAUGAUUCUGCAGUCAUACCUUGUCGCACCACGGAUCCAGAGACUCCUGUAAUCUUACGCAACAGUGAUGGGCUGGUGCCAGCCUCCUAUGACAGCAGGCAGGGCUUCAAUGGCACCUUCAGUGUGGGGCCCUACAUCUGUGAGGCCACUGUCAAAGGGAGGAAGUUUCAGACCAUCCCAUUUAAUGUCUACGCUUUGAAAGCGACAUCAGAACUGGAUCUAGAAAUGGAGGCUCUUAAAACUGUGUACAAGUCAGGGGAAACGAUCAUGCUCACCUGUGCUGUCUUUAACAAUGAGGUGGUUGACCUAAAGUGGAAGUACCCUGGAGAAGUGAAAGGCAAAGGCAUCACGAAGCUGGAGGAAAUCAAAGUCCCAUCCAUCAAAUUGGUGUACACUUUGACGGUCCCCGAGGCCACGGUGAAAGACAGUGGAGAUUACGAAUGUACUGCCCGCCAGGCCCUUACGGAGGUCAAAGAAAUGAAGAAAGUCACCAUUUCUGUCCAUGAGAAAGGGUUCGUUGAGAUCAAACCCACCUUUGGCCAGUUGGAAGCUGUCAACCUGCAUGAAGUCAGACACUUUGUGGUGGAUGUGCAGGCCUAUCCCCCUCCCAGGAUAUCCUGGCUGAAAGACAACUCAACUCAUGAAAAUCUCACCGAGAUCACAACUGAUGUGGAAAAGAUUCAGGAGUUAAGGUAUCGGAGCAAAUUAAAGCUCAUCCGUGCUAAGGAGGAAGACAGUGGCCACUAUACAAUUGUAGUUCAAAAUGAAGAUGAUAUGAGGAGCUAUACUUUUGAACUGUUAACUCAAGUUCCCUCAUCCAUUCUGGAGCUAGUCGAUGCCCAUGGCUCUGGUGGGGGACAGACUGUGAGGUGCACAGCUGAAGGCGUACCUCUUCCUGACAUUGAGUGGAUGAUUUGCAAGGAUAUUAAGAAAUGUAGUAAUGAGACUUCAUGGACAAUUUUAGCUAAUAAUGUCUCAAAUAUCAUCACGGAGAUCCACCCCCGAGAUGGGAGUACUGUGGAGGGCCGAGUGACAUUUGCCAAAGUGGAGGAGACAAUUGCAGUUCGAUGCCUGGCUAAGAAUCUCCUUGGAUCUGGGAACCGAGAGCUGAGCUGGUGGCCCCCAGUGACCCUGCGUUCUGAACUCACUGUGGCAGCCGCAGUCCUGGUGCUGUUGGUGAUUGUGAUCAUCUCACUUAUUGUCCUGGUUGUCAUUUGGAAGCAGAAACCAAGGUAUGAAAUUCGCUGGCGGGUCAUUGAAUCAAAGCCCGAUGGACAUGAAUAUAUUUAUGUGGACCCGAUGCAGCUGCCUUAUGACUCGAGAUGGGAGUUUCCAAGAGAUGGACUAGUGCUUGGUCGGAUCUUGGGAUCUGGUGCAUUUGGGAAAGUGGUUGAAGGAACAGCCUAUGGAUUAAGCCGGUCCCAGCCUGUGAUGAAGGUAGCGGUGAAGAUGCUCAAACCCACAGCCAGGUCCAGUGAGAAACAAGCUCUCAUGUCUGAGCUGAAAAUAAUGACUCACCUGGCCCAUUUAAACAUCGUGAACUUGCUGGGAGCCUGUACGAAGUCAGGCCCCAUUUACAUCAUCACUGAGUACUGCUUCUAUGGGGAUUUGGUCAACUAUUUGCAUAAGAAUAGGGAUAGCUUCUUGAGCCACCACCCAGAAAAGCCGAAGAAAGAGCUGGACAUCUUUGGAUUGAACCCAGCUGAUGAGAGCACACGGAGUUACGUGAUUUUGUCUUUUGAAAACAAUGGUGACUACAUGGACAUGAAGCAAGCUGACACCACUCAGUAUGUGCCCAUGCUAGAAAGGAAAGAGGUCUCUAAGUAUUCAGACAUCCAGAGAUCACUGUACGAUCGUCCAGCCUCGUAUAAGAAGAAAGCUGUGUUAGACUCGGAAGUCAAAAACCUCCUUUCAGAUGAUAACUCAGAAGGCCUUACUUUGUUGGAUUUGUUGAGUUUCACCUAUCAAGUUGCCCGAGGAAUGGAAUUCUUGGCUUCAAAAAAUUGUGUCCACAGGGACCUGGCUGCUCGCAAUGUCCUCUUGGCACAAGGGAAAAUCGUGAAGAUCUGUGACUUUGGCCUGGCCAGAGACAUCAUGCAUGACUCGAACUACGUGUCAAAAGGCAGUACCUUCCUGCCAGUGAAGUGGAUGGCUCCUGAGAGCAUCUUUGACAACCUCUACACCACCCUGAGUGACGUCUGGUCUUACGGCAUUCUGCUCUGGGAGAUCUUUUCUCUCGGUGGCACACCCUACCCUGGCAUGAUGGUGGACUCUACUUUCUACAAUAAGAUCAAGAGUGGGUACCGGAUGGCCAAGCCCGACCAUGCCACCAGUGAAGUCUACGAGAUCAUGGUGCAGUGCUGGAACAGUGAGCCUGAGAAGAGACCCUCCUUUUACCACUUGAGUGAGAUAGUGGAGAAUCUGCUGCCUGGACAAUAUAAAAAGAGUUACGAAAAGAUUCACCUGGAUUUCCUAAAGAGUGACCACCCUGCCGUGGCACGCAUGCGUGUGGACUCAGAUAAUGCAUACAUUGGCGUCACCUACAAAAAUGAAGAGGACAAGCUAAAGGACUGGGAGGGUAGCCUGGAUGAGCAGAGACUGAGUGCUGACAGCGGCUACAUCAUCCCUCUGCCCGACAUCGACCCUGUUCCUGAGGAGGAAGACCUGGGCAAGAGGAACAGACACAGCUCACAGACCUCUGAAGAGAGUGCCAUUGAGACAGGUUCCAGCAGUUCCACCUUCAUCAAGAGAGAGGAUGAGACCAUCGAGGACAUCGACAUGAUGGAUGACAUUGGCAUAGACUCCUCAGACCUGGUAGAGGACAGCUUCCUGUAACUGCAGAUUCCAGGUGUAGCCUCCCUUCCUGGGGCUACCUUUGAAUCCCUUUAAGAAAACCACUUUACUACAAUGCAAAGGUUGAGAGGACUUGGAUGAAGAGAAUUUCCUAGCCCAGGGUGUUGGGGAGCUUUCUAAAUCUGAAUGAAUGGGAUACUUUGAAAUGAACUCUUCAGCAUUGCCUCUUGCAGUGCAUCACUAGCAUCUCAGUGGUGUGUGAAGGUUGGAAAUAGAUGGACGGGAAUAAGAGGCCACCGAAGACUGUGCGUUUCAAGGGCAUUGGAGAGAUUCCCACAUACACAAUUUGUACUGCUACAAAGCUGUAGCAUUGUAAUUAUGUAAAUAACGCUAACCGAGGAUGUGUGUAGGUUUGUAUUAACUAUCUUCUUUGGACUUCUGAAGAGAUCACUCAACCCAUCCAUAUACUUUCUCCCAAAACCUGGUAUCAGCUGCUGUUGAAUUUUCUUAU
Molecule: messenger RNA, 3897 nt
Organism: Castor canadensis (American beaver)
Lineage: Eukaryota; Metazoa; Chordata; Mammalia; Rodentia; Castoridae
Source: RefSeq, a predicted model, not a curated record